AAUAAGAAUCAUUUAGUUGCGGAGGGUCGUACACACGUGCAGUGAUACGGAGCAGAGAGGUGUACAUCUGUCUAGUGUUUGUGAUUAUGGCUCUCGGUUCUCAGGUGGAAAGUGCUGCAGAAAAUGGAAUUAAUGGAAUGGAGAAACAUGCAUCGCGAAGUGGAAAAUCUGAUGAUUCUAGUUGUUCCUUUGGCAAGAAAGGCAGCUUUCGUGCUGAGUCCUUGGACAAAUUGUGCAUGGAAGAUGCUCCUGAAGAAUUCAGCGGUCUUCUGCAAAUUGGUCGGUUGAGUGCAUUCAGUUAA
Molecule: messenger RNA, 302 nt
Organism: Gryllus bimaculatus (two-spotted cricket)
Lineage: Eukaryota; Metazoa; Arthropoda; Insecta; Orthoptera; Gryllidae
Source: the annotation of a GenBank genome assembly